AUGCUUGGAACAUGCGUUCAAUUGCAGCUUCAAGCAAUCACCAUCUUUGUUGGUUCUUCAAGUGGGCAUAAAUUUUUGGCAGAAUUCUUGGAAGUUGGUGGUGUGCUGACUGUUCUUGAAAUUCUUGGUCUCAAGCAGGCAAAAGAGGAAGAUAAAGCACAAGCACUAAAGCUGCUGAUGUGUGUGGCAAACUCAGGUAGAAGAUACAAAGAGCUUAUUUGUGAAAGCUUUGGAAUCAGGGCUGUUGCAGAAUGUCUUGCAAAAUCAAACUCCGAAGAGACUCAGGAUUGUGCCCGAAACUUAUUGCAGCAACUUUCCAAUGGAAAUCCAAAAUAUGAAGGACAAGUCUACAAGGCAUUGAUUGCCCUGCUGAAGUGUGUGUCUCCAAAGGCUCAACAGAUGGCUGCACAGACUCUUAGAAUAGUGCAGCCAAUUGUGGGAGCAGCCAAUCCCACCAUAGUGGAACCAGUAUUGAUGCUGCUGAGAUCUCUUCACCUGGAGGUUCAGUAUGAAGCCUGCGAGCUGAUUAAAGAGCUCAUGGAGUAUGACGUGCAGCACUCUCUGCUCAAUGGUCUGGUUGGACUGCUGAAACCAACCAAAGAAGAAAUUAAGGACAGCUCUGAAGCUACAUUAUCAGAUCCUGAUGCACCUCAGCUCCAGGCCCCUCUCCCUGUGUUUGUCCAGCAGGCAGCAGCUGCUAAGAUGAUUGGAAUCCUCGCUAAAGAAUCGCCCAAAACAGCGGAAAGUCUUGUCCAACUGCGAACUGUUCACGGACUUCUUUUUGCCAUGGGAAACACCCUGCAUGCCGACAGUCAACGACAAGCUGGGAUCGCUCUUGAGUUUUUUGUGCGAUCUUAUCCUCUUGUGAACGACCGUGUUCGCGAGGCACUUGGUGAUACGUUUUAUGAAGAAUUCAUGUCUCAUUCAGAUACCAUGUAUGUGAAUAUGACAGCAAUCCAGGCUGAUGUCUUGGUGUCCAACAAAGUCAACAUACCAGGAGUUAUCGAAACUAAAGAAUAAAAUGAGUUUUCGUUGGUGAAAAAGUUACGAAUGUGGAUAAAAUUACAUGGUACUCUGGUUUUCGGGGUGGCACUGUGGUGUAAGAUCUGUCAAGUUCUGCCUUGUUUGUAAAUACUUAAUGGUAGGCAGUUUUAGGUACUCAUUUACACAGCUAUUCCAGUCUGUGCAUCGAGCUGAAUAAUAAAACUUUGAAAUUUCA
Molecule: messenger RNA, 1219 nt
Organism: Pocillopora damicornis (cauliflower coral)
Lineage: Eukaryota; Metazoa; Cnidaria; Anthozoa; Scleractinia; Pocilloporidae
Product: armadillo-like helical domain containing protein 1
Source: RefSeq, a predicted model, not a curated record